Messenger RNA from Salvelinus sp. IW2-2015, 526 nucleotides. Lineage: Eukaryota; Metazoa; Chordata; Actinopteri; Salmoniformes; Salmonidae. The record is from RefSeq and is a predicted model, not a curated record.
UGAAAGUUACGGGGUGAUAGAUGGCCAGACUGAGCCAGGAACACAGGUGGAAAGCCUGUACCUGCCGACGAUGGAGGAAUCUGUACACACUGAGAAAAGUAUUUCCAUGGACACCAGCACAGAGGUCGCUGAGGCAGCUCCAGAGACCCUUGCUGAGUCUAAAGAGGCCUGCACUGAGUCUGCUGGAGAUGCUGAACACUGUCCAGUUUAACGCAAAGAGGCAGACAUUUGUGUUCUCCGCCAUCCUGACCAUGGCCCAGAGCUUGCCCACCCGCGUCUUGCAGAAAAAGGGCAAGAAGGUGGACCAGCGAAGCAAGCUGGAGGUCCUUAUGGAAAAAAUGGGAAUCAGGUCCAAGCCUAAAGUCAUUGAUCUGACCCGGAAGGAGGCUACAGUCGAGACCCUGACUGAGACACGGAUACACUGAAAAGGAAGAGAAGGAUUUCUUCCUGCUCCAGUAUCCAGGCCGGACUAUGGUGUUUGCCAACAGUAUUGACUGCAUCAAGCGGCUUAACUCUCUGCUGGUUA